Messenger RNA from Oncorhynchus tshawytscha (Chinook salmon), 2746 nucleotides. RefSeq names its product protein Smaug homolog 1. Gene Ontology annotation, molecular function: protein binding; translation repressor activity; mRNA binding. The transcript has 11 exons. Gene Ontology annotation, cellular component: P-body. Gene Ontology annotation, biological process: negative regulation of translation; nuclear-transcribed mRNA poly(A) tail shortening; regulation of mRNA stability. The coding region runs from base 809 to 2677 and encodes 622 amino acids. Lineage: Eukaryota; Metazoa; Chordata; Actinopteri; Salmoniformes; Salmonidae. The record is from RefSeq and is a predicted model, not a curated record.
UGAAUUACGUGACCAUUUGUAUAGGCGUUAUAUGUUCCGUAUUGUCAAUUGUGACGUACUAUUCAACUGACAGCAAUAUAGUGAUUAUUAGAAUAAUCAAACCGCUCAUGUAGCGAGAACCGGAAGCGCCGACUGCCAGGGGAGGAGAGUGGGCGACUACGUAGAAAUAUCUGCGCAAGCGUCUUUGAAAGACAUAAUGUGAGUUACAGCGCUAACUGCUAUGGAAGGUUGAGUGGUGUGGUGGACCGUUGUGAUGACACUGUAGACAUGUCACCUGUGCACCAGGUAGUCAAUAGAAGCUGUCCCUGUGGUGACACGGGCUGGAGAACAUCCUACUGAGGCUGCAGACAGGUCUGAGGGACAACCAGACCUCACAGGACAAACACUCACAGCCAAGGUCUAAGGGGGAUCCCUGUGGAAAAUGGCAACAAGGGUAACACUGGUGUGACAGUGCAGGAAGAAAGCUGACUCUCCCGUCUGUUAACCCCCGCCCUUUGGCAGAUGCACCUAGGAGAGCACCUUGCUCCCCUCAAGCUGAAGCUACACUUGCAAUGCUAAAAGCCCGGAUGAUGAUAUGCCACUUGAACUGAGCACACCUACUGCUGUCUACUCAACAUCAACAACAGAAACAGGCAAAGGGAAGAGCACAACCAACCCGAGAAAGCGAGAGGAACACAACACAAGCUUUGACCAAAGUUGAACCAACACAGCACCAAGACCUCCGUUAACCUAAUUCUCUUGUGACACCAGGGGGGGGGGGUCACUCUAACUGGUUUCCCCAUUCUGCUUAGUGCCUGUCCCCCAGACCAUGAUGUUUCGCGACCAGGUGGGUGUCCUGGGAAGCUGGUUUAAGGGAUGGAAUGAGUGUGAGCAGACGGUGGCUCUGCUGUCGCUGCUGAAGCGGGUGUCGCGGACCCAGGCCCGUUUCCUGCAGCUGUGUCUGGAGCACAGCCUGGCCGAAUGCACCGAGCUCCACGUGUUGGAGGGGGAGGCCAAUAACCCAGUGGUGAUCAGCCAGUGGCAGGGCGAGCCCAAGGAGCGCGUCAUCUCCCUGGUCCUCACCCACCUGCCCCUGCUCAAGCCAGGCAACGUCGAAGCCAAGGGCGAGUACAUGCGCCUCCUCCCACGCAUCCUGGCGCACACCAUCGACCAUGGCCGCCACCUCGAAGAGUCACGGCAGCUCCUCUCCUACGCCCUCAUCCACCCGGCCACCUCGCUGGACGACCGCGCCGCCCUCGCCCUCUGGCUCAACCAUCUGGAGGAGCGCGCCGCUGCCCGGGGUGACUCGUUGGAACGGCCACCCCCCGCCCCGGCCUCACUCCAUCAGACGACCCCCUCGACACACUCCUUGUCGGGGUCCAGUUGGAGUUCCUCAGGGAGCCACCUGGGUCAGCUGUACCACCACCAGCGCUACGGCUCGGAUGAUAGGCUCAACGGCUGGCAGGGGUCCAGGGACUCGGGAUUGGGCAGUGGUUGGCACCAACAGCAGCAGGGGCAUGGAGGGUGUGAGAAUGGCGGGCACCUGGCACUCUACCCGUCCUCCUCGGUGCCUGGGAGUAUCAACACGGUUGGCACGGGCGGCAGCAUCCUGUCCGGCGGUGGCGGCGGGCAGCACAGUCCCCUGAAGCGCUCGGUGUCCCUCACCCCCCCGAUGAGCGGCUGCUCCUUGGCCAGUUCCUCCUCCUCGUCGGGCGGCCAAGCCCUGGGCCUGGGUCAUGGUUGGAUCUCCCAGGAGGACCUGCGCGGUCCCCGAGGAGGAGGGCUGGGGCUGGCCCCCACCGACCCUCACCACGCUCCCCUCUCCCCUCAGAGCAGCGUAGCGUCGUCGGGCAGCGGCGGCAGUGAGCACCUGGAGGAUGGAGGAGGCUUGCACCGCAGCAGCACAUUCCACGAGGAGGGCAGCUGCAUGAGGGUCUUUCCCUUAGAUUAUUGUCCAGGCGUGGCGCAAAGGCCCCCAAAGCAACAUCCAGGCCCUCUGGGAACCAACAGAGUUGGGCAGGGGGGCCUGCCCCAGCUUUACAAUGAUGUGCCAGCCUGGCUGAAAAGCCUCCGUCUCCACAAAUAUGCGGCGCUCUUCUCCACCAUGACUUAUGACGAGAUGAUGUCACUGACCGAACAGCAGCUGGAAUCACAGAAUGUCACCAAAGGGGCACGGCACAAGAUAGUGAUCAGCAUUCAGAAGCUGAAGGAGCGUCAGAAAAUGCUGCGUUGCCUAGAGAAGGAUGUGUUGGAGGGCGGUAACCUGCGUGGCCCUCUCGCCGAGCUCCACCAGAUGAUCCUGACGCCCAUCAAGGCGGUGGCCAGCGAUGAGUCGUCCCCCAGCUCGCCCUCCUCGACUGCACACAGGCCCCUGUUGAGCCCAGAGGGGAAGAGCAGCACCGCCCCGGGAGGAGGGGAGGGGGAGACGGGUACCACACUCAUCGCCGAGGGGGACAUCCCUGGCCAGUUCACCCGCGUCAUGGGCAAAGUUUGCACACAGCUCCUGGUGUCCAGGCCCGACGAAGAGAACAUCAGCUCCUACCUGCAGCUCAUAGACAAGUGCCUUCUUCACGAGGCAUUCACAGAGACGCAGAAGAAGCGACUGUUGUCCUGGAAACAACAGGUGCAGAAGCUGAUCCGCUCCUUCCCCAGGAAGACCCUCUUGGACAUGGCCGGCUACCGGGCACAGAGGAGGUAGGUUAUAGACCACGUGCACACACACAGGCACAGAGAGAGAGGGUGAGGCGGUCGCAGAGAGAGAGAAGGU